AUGCUACUAAGUACCACACUAGCUCUAGAUGUUCUUCAAUCCUAUUUCUAUGCUCUGAUUGGUCCAUUGGGAUGGUAUGCCAACUCGUUUGGAUUCUCUACCUUUGACUUGUAUUUAAUGUCUCUCUUCUUUAUCAUGUUCUGUCCAAUGUCUGUCAUUCCACUCUUGUUUUUAGGUGUGAGAGCUCCGUACGGAAAGUUUGCAUUGCCCAACGCCAAAGUUGAAAACAAGGGACUCGAAGGAUCUUCAUUCAAUCGUGCUGCCAUGAAUUUUUACUCCAAGUUUGAUUUGGUUGUGUCCAAUGGAAAAUUAGCAUUUGCAUUCCAAGAAACAUUCUCAUUGUUACUCUUCUGCUUUGUGUUGUACAAGUAUCCAAUUGAUUUAUUCCACUCCAACAACAACAAUACUUUUGAAACGGUACAAAAAGUGAUUGCAUCCUUGAUGUUUUUGACACAUUACGUCCAUCGAGCUUUCAUCUUUACAUUGGUGAGAGCUCACAGCAUGAGUGCAUCCUCUCUUUCCAUUGUCCUGAUGGCCAGCUCGUUCUGUGCUGCCAAUGGCUAUUUGAAUUCUAAGGGUAUUUGGGUCUAUCAUGUACUUCCUCCCAUUCCGAACCCAUUUCCUUAA
Naegleria lovaniensis is the source of this 627-nucleotide messenger RNA. RefSeq lists its product as uncharacterized. NCBI's taxonomy places the organism in Eukaryota, Heterolobosea, Eutetramitea, Acrasida, Naegleriidae. The transcript has a single exon. The record is from RefSeq and is a predicted model, not a curated record. Bases 1 to 627 code for a protein of 208 amino acids.